AUGUCGGUGGCAGCAGUUGGAAGUGAAACGGCAUUUCAAGCCCGUUCUCUUUACCGUUCACUGCUAAGACAGUCCAAGCAAUUUGCCGCUUACAACUUUCGAGAAUAUGCGAAGCGGAGAGCAAUCGAUGCCUUUCAUGAACACCGUGCUGAGACCGAUCCGAGACGGGUGCAGGAGCUGAUUCAAAAGGGACUGAAGGAUCUGCAAGUUUUGAAGAGACAAACCAUUAUUAGUCAGUUCUUUCAGCUUGAUCGCUUGGUGGUGGAAGGACAGAAGACGGGAAAGCAGACAGGCAGUGAAGGUGGUAUUGUUCGCCAGAAGGAUACUGGGUAA
Xylona heveae TC161 is the source of this 333-nucleotide messenger RNA. Its product is annotated as iron-sulfur cluster biosynthesis protein Isd11. The record is from RefSeq and is a predicted model, not a curated record. NCBI's taxonomy places the organism in Eukaryota, Fungi, Ascomycota, Xylonomycetes, Xylonales, Xylonaceae. The transcript is spliced from 4 exons. Gene Ontology annotation, biological process: iron-sulfur cluster assembly. The coding region runs from base 1 to 333 and encodes 110 amino acids. Gene Ontology annotation, cellular component: L-cysteine desulfurase complex; mitochondrion.